GAUGCUAGAGCCGCAGCCUCCUUCAGUGUGCGGCCGCAGGCAGCGGAACACAACAGGAAACAAUGAGAGGACAGCUGACCGUCUGCACACACACUGACUGACCAUGGCCGGUCGGCGCACAGACUGUCCUCCUGUCCACUCGGGAGAACCCGCGAGUGGGCUGAAAACCGCGCGAAUGCCUCUGCUCCCGGAACCGUCCAGACAGAGCGCGGACGCGGCGCAGACGCUGCGGGAGCUGCCGCGGUGGAUGCGCCUGUACUUCUACGGCAUGCACGGCGUGACUCUGGACGUCCUGCUGUCGUCUGUGCACAGGCUGCUGAAUUCUCGGGACCCUAAACUGGUGGGCUUCUCUUCUGUGUACCUCUGCGUGGUGCAUUCACUGACCCACUUUGCGUUGGAGAAGAUCUACUCACAGAAGAGGUGCUUCCGAGGUCGGCCUGUGGUCUUCCAUCUGGUUUUCUACCCCUCCGUCUACAUCGGGCUGCAGAUCCUGAUCGGGAACAUCCACACCCUGACCGAGCAGGUGAAGGUGGUCUCGGGGACCCAGCUGGCCGUGCACUACAUGUUGGCUCUGUACUUCGCCCAGGUGUUCCACAGAGGGUUGUCUCGGCUGCAGUACCACCCCUCCUGUCCCGAACCCAUCCGGGGGUCCGGGUCCGGCACACAUGUGCAGGGGCCUUUCCACAGCCUCCCCGGCUUUGUGCGCUUCUUGUUCUUUGGGAUGCACGGCUUUCUGGAUGAGGUGCUUUUCACAUCAGUCUUCAACCUGGUGGAGAAGUCUGACCGGACCCUGAGCGGACACACGUCCCUGUGGUCCUUCCUGAUGUACGGCAGCUGCAGCUUCGUGGUGGAGAAGCUCUACCUCCACCUGCACUUCAGCAGAGGAUGGGGGACGUGGCGGAGGCUCCCCCUCUACAUCUGCUUCAUCUACACAUGGGAGUUCUCCUGGGGCCUGGUCCUCAGGCAGUUUGACGCCUGUUCCUGGGACUAUUCCCACUAUCCUCACAACUUCAUGGGACUCAUCACCCUUCUGUACCUGCCUGGGUGGGUCUGCCUGAGUUUGUACCAGGAUGUUCUGUCUAAUGUGCUGCUGAGAAUCAGAUGCACCGAAGAUGGAGAUGGAGUGAGUGAGGAGAACGGAGAGCUCAAUGGACCACUAGAGCCCAGGAAAAAACUCUAACUUAAAUGCCUGUUUUACAGAUUUGAACCACUUCUUGGCAACACCUGUUUCUUUUAUUGAAUACAUUUUUACUCAAAAUGAGAGACUUAUAUUUCAUUCCCUAAAAACACCCAAGACCCUGGUUGUUUUGAAGAUUAACCCGUAAAGACCCAAACAGCUACUGGGGAUCAAUCUACUGAUCUAAGCUGUUGAAUCUUUUCAUGGUCAUCAGAUAUGACCCAUUUGGACAUUCAG
Molecule: messenger RNA, 1414 nt
Organism: Sphaeramia orbicularis (orbiculate cardinalfish)
Lineage: Eukaryota; Metazoa; Chordata; Actinopteri; Kurtiformes; Apogonidae
Gene: tmem229a
Product: transmembrane protein 229A
Exons: 1
Coding region: 104-1180 (358 amino acids)
Source: RefSeq, a predicted model, not a curated record